UGCAUGCAGGUUUUGCUUAAAAAUUAAUAUUACAAAGUUUAAGCAUUAAAAGCUGCCAAAUUUUUAAGCAAACUUUGCAAACGCAAAUUGCAACGUGAGCGGCCUUAGUUGCGCAACCCGUAAGUCAACUGACAUAUAAAUUAAGUAUUAAAUAUUAGAGAGAAAUGCUCGCAUGUUGAAAGUAAACAUUGUACAGAAUCGGACCCAAGUCAAAAGGCCAGCAGCAGCUCGCCAUCAAAUCCUUCGAUGCGCAGCAUGAGAAACCAAGAUAAAGAGAAACUGUUUAGCUGCUCGCUGAACUCGCUUGCCAAGCGCGAUGAUUGCAUUGAUGAAGAUGCCACAGGGUCGGGCACUGGCCUGGUGGGCCUGCACAACCUUGCGAACACAUGUUACAUGAACUCGGCACUACAAGCUUUAAGUAAUUUGUCGCCACUGACGCACUAUUUCAUCAACUGCAGUGAGAUUGUGGAGCACAUAGCCUGCACGCCGCGUCCCAAGCCAGCAGGUCUAGCCAAGAGCUAUCAACGGUUAAUGCAGGAUAUGUGGCUGGCUGCUGAUGAGCCAAAGGAAUUUUUAGCGCCGCGCGGUAUUCUGUACGGGAUACGCACAGUACAUCCAAUGUUUCGGGGCUACCAGCAGCAUGACACACAGGAGUUUUUGCGCUGCUUUAUGGAUCAACUGCAUGAGGAACUAACCGAGCAAAUAAGUGCGCCCCCGCCACAGCAAUCUAGCCAACAGUCGCCCGCACAGCAGCAGCAGCAAAGCGAAACAGAUGAUGAAAAUCCGGAUGAUCAGCACAAGAGCUGCGGCACGCCAACUGCAUCAGAGAGCGAGUAUGAUACCUGCGAGAGCAGCAUGUCCGAGCGGUCCUCAGAGGUGCACAUGAAAACAGAGUACUAUAUGGCGCCACAACGCAACAGCAGCAACAAUCCCAUUUCGGAAUCCAGCUCCACGCAGCAGCAAAGCUCCAAAGCAAUGACGGAAACCAAACCAGUAGAAGCGGCUCAUUCCAUUAUAAGUGAUGUUUUCGAUGGCAAGUUGCUGUCCUCGGUGCAGUGUCUCACAUGCGAUCGUGUGUCCACACGCGAGGAAACAUUCCAGGAUCUAUCGCUGCCCAUACCCAACAGGGAUUUUCUGACUGUGCUACAUCAGACACACAGCCUGAGCGUGCAGAGUCUUAACGCCGCCGAUUUGGCAACUGCACGCAGCAAUGAAGGCUGGAUUGCCUGGAUGUGGAAUAUGGUGCGCUCUUGGAUAUAUGGGCCCUCAGUAACGCUCUACGAUUGCAUGGCGAGUUUCUUCAGUGCCGACGAGCUGAAAGGCGAUAAUAUGUAUAGCUGCGAACGUUGCAACAAACUGCGUACGGGCAUUAAAUACUCGCGCGUGCUUAACUUGCCAGAGGUGCUGUGCAUACACUUGAAGCGAUUCCGACAUGAUUUGUCCUACAGCUCGAAGAUCUCCUCGAAUGUGUACUUUCCGCUGGAGGGCUUUGAUAUGCGGCCGUAUCUGCACAAGGAUUGCAAAUCGCAGGUGCCCACCUACAAUCUCUGCUCGGUCAUUUGCCAUCAUGGCAGUGUGGGUGGCGGUCACUAUACUUGUUAUGCACGCAAUGCUCUGAACGAUCGCUGGUAUGAGUUCGAUGAUCAAUUUGUAACGGAGGUCAGCGCUGACGUGGUGCUCAACUGCCAGGCUUAUGUGCUAUUUUACCAAAAACACAAUCCACAAAUGAAAAUGGUACGCGAGGAGGCCAUUAACCUGUCCACUGCACAUCCGCUGUAUGAGGGCGAUAUACAGUUCUAUGUGACUCGCGAGUGGCUGUCCAGGCUGGCCACGUUCUCCGAGCCUGGGCCUAUUAACAAUCAGGAAAUGUUGUGUCCACAUGGCGGCAUAUUACAUUCCAAGUCAGCUUUAAUCAGUGAAAUAGCCGUGCCCAUUCCGCAGCCCUUGUGGGACUAUCUUUACAACAAAUUCGGCGGUGGUCCAGCGGUAAAUAUUAUGUUCGAGUGUGAAAUCUGCAAGCGUGCAGCGGAUGCGCUAGAGCGUCGUCAGCACUACGAGCUGACAGUGUUUACCAAGUACAAUGGCCUACAGAGUGAGCUGGAUGCCACGGCCAUAUAUGCCAUUGCCAUGCCUUGGCUACGAGCGUGGCAGCAAUUCUCGCGCGGUUUGACACACAAGGAGCCGGGCGCUAUUAACAAUGCGGGCAUUGCGGACAACAACUUGCAGCAUGGCUCCACCAUUAGCUGUGUGCGUGCGGGCUCGGAUUAUGCGCAGCUUAAUGCGCCGCUCUGGCGCUUUUUGCAUGGCAUUUAUGGCGGUGGACCAGAAAUAAUGCUGCGUGGUGCGCUCUCCGACGAUGAGGCUGAUGAAAUUGAAAUCAUCGAUCAAGAUGAAGAGUAUGAGCAGCAGCUGCAUAAUCAUUCGGAAACGGAAAGUAAUCUAGGCAGACACCAUGAUAGUACGCCAUCGCCAACGCCUUCAUCCUCACCCUCGCCCACACCAUCGCCAGCGCCUGUUACUGAGCCUGAGGCAGCCGCAAGUGAAUCGUUACACAAUGGCACGGAUAACAGCGGGCGCCGUGGCAAAGCUGCAGCCAAGUCUAUCAAAGCGCUGCGCCUGAACAUGAGAAAACGUGGACGCAAUCGCAAUGCGCUCAAGCAGCAUGCAGAAAUGUUUGGCGCCAAGGGUCACUACAAUGUACAACCCGUCGCAGAUGCUGCGGCCGAAACUGAAGCUGAUGCCGAAACAGCGAGCAUUAACAACAAUAAUAAUAAUAAUAACAACAACAACAAGGAAACUCCAACAAGAGUAGCAACAGCUGCAUUUCAAACAGAGUACACCAUACCAUUCCAAAGCGAUAAUUUCCAAGUAAAUGGCGCACGUGAAAAGAAACGUGUGCGCAAUAAGGCGCGCAAUAGCAACAAGGAGAACGUCAAACUGCAGAAAUUUAUAACGCUGCAGGAGAGCAAUGGAGUCAAUGACGAGACUGAUAUAUGAUCAAGAAAGAGAGCCAGUGCGUCAAAAGCAAAGUAGUAGCAUUUCCCAAAAGUCAAACGCCGACGCCGCCGCAGCUGCUGUAAAUUUCGUAUCAAAUUCAAAAUUUAGGCAUCAAUUGUAAUAGUUUCUCUUUUUGUAGUUAAAAUAUGUACCUCAAUUAUUUUGUUUGGGGUUUGGAGGAGGCUAUAUGAAAAACCAACCAUGUAAAAAUUGUAUUUAUAAAAUUGAAACGUAUGUGUAUUUAUGUAGAAGCAAGCAAGAGAGUACGGCUGCUAACAAAUGUACAUAAGCUGUAGUAUUCGAUGUGCAUUGCGUAUACAAAUAAAAGCGACAAAGAGUAAGUUAAC
This is a messenger RNA of Drosophila busckii, 3344 nucleotides long. It is a transcript of the gene Usp20-33, whose product is annotated as ubiquitin carboxyl-terminal hydrolase 20. The transcript is spliced from 5 exons. The record is from RefSeq and is a predicted model, not a curated record. Bases 247 to 2997 code for a protein of 916 amino acids. Gene Ontology annotation, biological process: protein deubiquitination. NCBI's taxonomy places the organism in Eukaryota, Metazoa, Arthropoda, Insecta, Diptera, Drosophilidae. Gene Ontology annotation, molecular function: cysteine-type deubiquitinase activity.